Larimichthys crocea (large yellow croaker) is the source of this 6728-nucleotide messenger RNA. RefSeq names its product KIAA0319-like ortholog. Gene Ontology annotation, cellular component: cytoplasmic vesicle; membrane; Golgi apparatus. NCBI's taxonomy places the organism in Eukaryota, Metazoa, Chordata, Actinopteri, Sciaenidae. Bases 1215 to 4151 code for a protein of 978 amino acids. Gene Ontology annotation, biological process: neuron migration. The record is from RefSeq and is a predicted model, not a curated record. The transcript has 25 exons.
AUCACAAUACAUCCACAGCACGAGAGCUCAGCAGGUUAACUGUUUCUGUGGCGCGUGGCGGAAGUAGUCUGAUUACUGUUGAAGAGUCUUCAGUUUAUCUAAGAUUCAGCAGCACUGCAGCUGGAGCAGAUGUUUGUAUAAUAUAAUAUAAUGUGAUGUGUAUGCAGAUGUGACACAGUCUUUCUCAGAGGUGUCGUUCAUUUAAACUCUCGUGCUUCUAUCGGUCCAAACCGGUUUGUUCCCGACUGCUUUAUUCUGAAAAACCACCCACCGGAAGCACUAUGCAUCACUUUGACUGGCUUGACAGUGGUCACACAGGCACAUCAGCAACACAAGCCCGAGGAACACUGACCUGAUUAACUGACCCGAGGACAACAACAGCACCGACACAGCGCGGCCACCGACCGACGCGCGACACCGUGCCGCGUGCUGAACCAGCCAGAGGAAGCUGUGCGUGGGACCUUGGGUGUCAUUAGAGAGAAAUCUUCACCAACCUGUCUGCCCAGUCGCAUAUACAGAGCUGACAGUUGUGCUAUUGACUGCUGCGACUGAGAGAGGAGAGGAGGAAGAAACAGCAAAAGAGAGAGAGAACUGGUCCUUUCUGGAUAUAAGGGGGACUCUGGUCACAGAGAUCAUUGUGCUGCAGAAGCUUCUCAGGGGAAAAGAAGCUAUUGAAAUGUGUGUAAUGGCUGAGCUGUCAUCAGCACAGGUGACCGGGCGUACCUGAGCAUGUGGGCAUUUGCUGUGCAAUGAAAAAAAAGUCUACUUUGUUGCAACUUAACCAAGGAGGAAAGUCGUGACUGAAGCCCUCAAAUCUUUUUGUCUGGAUAUUUUAACUGGAGCUUUUUUUUCUAUUUUGGUGGUGUGCAGGAGAACAAAUGACAAUGUUUGUGGACUGACUGGAUUCAGGACUUACUGAGCUACUGAUUAUAUCACAGAAGGAAGCUGCAAGCAUCUGUGUGCAGGAAUGUGGAUUCCCAUAUGGAAGGAGCCCAUACAGUCAUUUUCUCGCUCUGUAGUGUUUGAGCAGCUGAGCCUGUGCAGGCCCAGGAGGCGGCCAUGUUGGAUCUCUCCUUGAGAGUGCUGGUGUUGACCCGUCUUCACCCAUCACCUCACAGCACCUUGCUGCCAACCUAACUCCUCGCUCCCUUUCUUUUCCUGCAUCGCUUCAUUCCACCGCCUGGCCAGGAGGAAGUCCUUGGUCCUUGUGGAAAAUGUCCUAUGCACGCCACAAGCUGCUUACCUGGAGCUUACCUCAACUCCUGCUGCUGACCUACCUCUGGCUGCUGACUCCUCCCACAGGUGUGUCAGCAAAUCUGUGCCGGGUGACUGGCGGGGUGCUGGGGAUCCAUUGGAGCAGCAUCAUCAGUCUAGGUUGGCGCCCUCUUGCAGACGGGACAGGCGGGGCGACAUGUUGGGAGUUCUGCUGCUUGAAGCCGAACUGCAUCGCUGUUUGGAGUCUUGGUGGGCAAUGUGUGCUUCUCAGCUGUAACCGGAAUAGGGGCUGCCCAAUCACCAUCCUGCCACAGCCCCAUCAGGAGUCCCUCGGCCUCCUUCAGCUGCUCUCAAAGGGUCCGGUCUUAACAAGACGUAGAAGAGCUCAUCGUGGUCAGCAAGCAGGAAGCCACACACCACACACAGGACUACUUACCAGCACGGAAAGUCCAAAACUGGAAACCUUCCACCCAACUCAGACAGUACCCAGCACCAUCACACUUCUUCACACAGCCCAGAAGGACCAUAGCCAGUUAGCCAAUGGGAGUGCAGAUAGCGCUCCACCACCAUCAAAGCAGAACUCAACGGUGGAUGACAUCGAUGAUACUGCCGCGUCUUCCAAUAGCAGUGAUGUCAGCACAGCCACAGCCACACCCACAGCCACUGCUGUUACCACAACCCCAACACAGGCUGUGAGGGAGCUGGUGGUGUCAGCAGGAGAGAGUGUGGAGGUCACACUGCCCCGCAACGAGGUCGAACUCAACGCCUUCGUGGUCCCAACACCCCCGACAGGGAUAAACUAUGCAUUUGACUGGCGUCUAAUAACUCACCCCAAAGAUUACAGCGGGGAGAUGGAAGGGAAGCACAGCAAGACGCUUAAACUCAGCAAGCUGACUGUGGGCCUGUAUGAGUUUGAGGUGGCAGUGGACGGGGAAGGGGCCCAUGGUGAAGGUUACGUCAACGUCACAGUCAAACCAGAGCCACGGGUAAACAAGCCUCCUGUUGCCGUGGUUUCCCCAAAGUUCCAGGAGAUCUCCUUGCCAACCAGCUCCACGGUCAUUGAUGGCAGCCAGAGCACUGAUGAUGACAAAGUGGUGGCGUGGCUCUGGGAGGAGGUUAAAGGGCCACUGAGGGAGGAGAAGGUCUCUGCUGACACCCAAGUCCUCACCCUCAAAAACCUGGUCCCUGGGAACUACACAUUCAGUUUGACAGUGACAGACUCAGACGGAGCUACAAACUCAACACAAGCCACCCUCUCUGUCAACAAAGCCAAGGACUACCGGCCUGUGGCGAAUGCUGGACCUAUCAAGGUCAUCCAGUUGCCACGCAACUCCAUCACUCUGUACGGCAAUGAAAGCACAGACGACCAUGAUUCCCUGUCCUAUGAGUGGUCGCUCAGCCCCGAGAGUAAAGACAAGGUGGUAGAGAUGCAGGGCGUACGGACACCGAUCUUGCAGCUGUCUGCUAUGCAGGAGGGAGAUUACACCUUCCAGCUGACCGUGACAGACUCAUCUGGACAGCAGGACACUGCCCAGGUCACCGUCAUUGUGCGGCCAGAAAACAAUAAGCCACCAGCAGCAGAUGCAGGACCGGAGAAAGAGCUCACCCUGCCAGUUGAUCGAACCACGCUCGAUGGGAGUAAGAGCAGUGAUGACCAGAAGAUAGCCACCUACCACUGGAAACAGACCAAGGGUCCUGAAGGUGUGAAGAUUGAGAACGCAGACAGUGCUGUUGCCACGGUGACAGGUCUUGAGGUUGGCACGUAUGAGUUCACCCUGACAGUAACUGAUGAGAGGAAGCUGCAGAGUAGCGACACUGUCACGGUCAUCGUCAGAGAAGAACUGGACCAGCCUCCGGUAGCUCACGUUGUGUCAAGUUCACCCAUCGCUCUGCCUAUCAGGACCGCCACCCUAGACGGAUCUCACUCCACUGAUGACAAAGGAGGAGUCACCUACCUGUGGACCAGAGAUGAUGGCAGCCCUGCUGCUGGGGAUGUACUGAACAACUCUGACCACCAGGCCAUGCUCUUUCUGGGGAACCUGGUGGAGGGGAAGUACAGCUUCACCCUCACUGUAACUGACAGUAAGGGACAGACCAGCACCAACAGGGGCACAGUGGAAGUCAAACCUGACAUGUGGGAGCGUGACCUGGUGGAGUUGGUGCUGGAGGUUUCUGUAUCCCAGGUCUCCCACCGUCAGCGCGACAUGCUGCUGCGCCAGGUUGGAGUUUUACUGGGCGUGCUCGACAGUGACAUCAUCGUGCGAGAGAUCAGUGCAUUUAAUGAGCACAGUACUCGUUUGGUCUUCCUGGUGUCAGGCGGUCCAGGGCGCCCUCCUCUGUCUGGCCGCAGCGUUGCACUUGGCCUACGAAACAAACUGCGCAAACAGAAGAAUGACUUUCUCAUCUUUAAGGCCCGGCGGGUGGACACAGUCAUCUGUCAGCUGAACUGCUCGAGUCACGGCGAGUGUGACUCUUUCACACGGCGCUGUGUCUGCCACCCUUUCUGGAUGGAGAAUUUCAUCCGAGCUCAGCUUGGAGAUGCAGAGAGCAACUGUGAGUGGAGCGUACUCUAUGUGACUAUAGCAUCCUUUAUGAUUGUGGUUGCUAUAGCAACAGUUGUCUGGGGGAUGGUGUGUUGUUGCAACAGGCGUAAGAGCAAAGUGCGCAGAAGUAAAAGCAGAUAUAAAAUACUAGAAGCUGAUGAGCAAGACAGUCUGGAGUUACAACCACCCCGAGCUGCCCGCUUGAAGCCGGUGCCUGCUCCCACCUCCUCUGCCUUGAUGCACUCAGACUCUGACCUGGACAGUGAUGAUGGGCAGGGUGGGGUCCCGUGGACGGAGCAGGAGCGUGGGCACCUCCUGCGGCCCCAGAACGGCUCCCUGAGGAACGGCCAGGGGCCGGCUAGGGGCAAAAAGCAAAGAGAAGAACUGCUAUAGCAAGGGAGGAGGGGGAAGCAUACUGCUGCCCUCACACACACACACACACACACACACACACACACACACACACACACACACACACACACUCCUCCAGCUGUCACACCCCUCUGUUCCUUACUCUUCCUGUUGUUCUUUCAACACAAAAACCUCACACCUCUCAUUCAUGAAGACAGACUGUGUGAUACCUGAUUUAAGGAAAAGUAAGAGAGGAAAAACAUGCUGGAAAUGUUGUCCCACUGUCACCCAAAAAACACUACUGUACUGAAAUUUCCCUGCUCCCACACUGAGCCAGUAUGGAGGAAAAAAACCUACAAUUUCACUGCGAACUAGGGGUGAGCACUGUGUUUUGAAUGGUAUAAAAAUAUAACGUAGAGCCCUGUUACUUAACACAGACACAUGAAGAAUGUACUGUCACCCCUCUGACUGAUGGCAUAUGUUGGUGAGAGACACUAAGAGAGGAAGUAGCCUGAGUGACACUUGACUUUCUGGAUUUAAAAAAAAAAAAAACUCAAUGACACGAAAACCAGCCACUUGACACGCUCACACCUUGCCUCGUGUAGACUCGCAUGUGCACACACAAACACAUCGUAUUCACACUGUUUCAGGUCAGCCUGAUGCUACCAAACACUGCCAUGUUACAAACCAAUGGUUCACUCUGAUGCUCUGAUGAUUUUUGUUAGUGGUCGACAUGGUGGCUCGUUGGAAGGAAAAAUUAAACCAAAACGAAGCUACCAACAGCAAUGGACAUUCGUCCAAAAAAACAAUGCAUGAAGAGUGACAGAUUGUAGUUCCAGUACACUUUGAUACUGGAAUGAUCGCCUGCAUGUUUGUAUGUUGGGUGUAUGUGUGAAUCUUUCUGGCUUCAGAGCCAAAACAUGUUUCUUCAAAGCAGUUUGUAUGUUUUUAAGUCUGUUAUUAACCCAUGGAAGAGAGAAUGAACACAGUGCUUUUAUUCUGAAGGCUUCUCUGAGGAUUAAGUGGCUGGAACACACACUGGAAAACACAACACUAAUGAGUUUGGUCUCGAUGGAGACUAUAAUGAGAUGUUAAUGUUCACAAAACAGCAAAUGGGAUGGACUUGACACUGCUUCCUCACUCCCCUCAGAGUUCAUUAAUGUGACAACUGCUUGAACCAUGAAGACCACUUCCACUCAGUUUCUUUGUAUGUUUGUUUUUUUUACAAACAACCUUUAGGCUGUGAUUAGAUGUCAAUGCACUUUGAUUUCAUGUCUGUCUGCUUCAGUCUCUUUUGUUUGUUUUUGGUUGAAGUGAGAUCUGUGGUGGUUAAAGUUGGAAAGUUCAGCCAUAAACACAGGACAUAAGCACUGCACUCAAAAUGUAUAAAAUAUUCAUAUCCUUGAGGAUAUUUUUUUUAAAUGUGAAUGCAGCCCAAGUGCAGAAGCUCCUCUGUAAUUGUUACAUACUGUACCUGUGGGCUUGAAUGAAACAAGGUGUAAGCUUAAUGUAUGGCAAAGUUUGACUUUAAAAUUACAAAAUUACACAAAGCCAGAGUGAACUCUGAGUCACAUGAUCGGGAUAUAAGUUACAUUUAAAUUUUAAACACUUAACUUCUAUUACGGAUAAAAGUAAGUGUGCCCAGAAUGACAUGAAACUGUAGUAAAUCCUGAAAAGAAAUGAUUUCUUAAAUAAUUUGUUCAAUCUGAAGAAUGUUUGCCAUAAAUACACAAGGAACAGGACACAAAGGGAGGCUCUAAGAACACAGAGAGAAAGGAAGUUUUUAUUUCUUCUAUGUCUGUGAUGGGUUUUGUAGGCUGGUCAGCACAGAGGGAAAACUUUGACCAAAUGACUCUUCCCUGCAACAACUGUGUGUGAUUGCUUUGCAUGUGAAACUAGCCUGUCCGUCUCUUUUUCUUUGGUUGUUGAAUGUUAAAAGGGUACACUAUUGAGACAGUCAAUCAUUAAAUCAUUAAAAAAAAAAAAAAUUAAAAUCAGAGAUAUUUCUUACUGUCAUGAGGUCAUCUCAUGCUGAUGUCAGUUGUGUGGCUCUCGUUUGGUUUUAAAGCACCCAGUGCAGGGCCAGGGUGCAGAGCUUUGUUUUUAUGUUUCAUUUAGAUUUGCUGAAUUUAUCUUCACCCUUUGCCAACUGGUGUGAGGCAAACUAAAUACAAGUGCACCCAAGUGCCAACUCUGUAAAAUGUCAUCUUUGAAAUAAUGUCCUCUUCCUCACAUGUUUUUUUGCACAUCGUAGGAAAUGGAUUUUGGAGAUUUUGGAGAGAUUGCCAAGAUGUGAUGUUAAUUCACUUUCAUUUCUUGUUCAUCCAAAACCUGUUUUAAGGACAAUACAAGAUUCAGCAUUUCUUCUGUUAUAUGUACAACAUUCACCAGUCACUUUUGGGAAUUCUAGAAGUCAGUGAAUUGACCUUGACUCUGAUGGAGUCCACUGUGAAGGUAGACAGGGAAUGGGGAGCACCUGUUAAUGAAGGGAGUUUAAUUUAAGGUGUUUUUAGAUGAGGUUCUAGUGAAGGAUUACCCCCUUCUGUCCUUCUGUGUGACCAGACCUGAUGCAACUGGAUAAUCUGUAAAUUCAAAUAAAAUGUUUCAGUUUGUUCUUGA